This is a messenger RNA of Sclerotinia borealis F-4128, 1344 nucleotides long. The record is from the annotation of a GenBank genome assembly. Lineage: Eukaryota; Fungi; Ascomycota; Leotiomycetes; Helotiales; Sclerotiniaceae.
AUGACUUGGGUUGAGAUAAUCCUCCAUUCUUGUAUUUUUGCCGCAUCCUUAGCUGGUCUCUUCUGUUUUCUGGACAGACUCAUUAAACACUUUACUAUUGCAGCAAUAUCAUGGGGCUGCUCAGAGCUUACCAUUGGGUUUCUGACUUCAGUCAUUGGAUGGGAACAGCUUCUUGCUACCUUGUCUUUGGCCAUCAAUAACGAUCAACCUUCUUUGGCACUCGGAAAUAUCAUUGGUUCUUCCAUCACCAACAUCCUCGGGGCUUUUUCUCUCGUCAUUGUCUUCCACAAAGGUACCAAUGGCAUCCUAUUCGGUGAUAAGAACACGGAGCAAUAUACACUUGCACUCUCUGCCGCUACACUUCUAGUUUUCGGGAUUCUCAUCACGACUCCCUACGCCACAAUACCUGUCGAGGUGUUUUACAUUUUUUUAAUCAUGCACGCAGCCGUUUAUGCAAUAUUGGUUCUAUUGAGGAUCACAGAGGAAUGCGACCCUAUUCCGGAAGUACAAAUAGUCUAUAGAGACUGUAUAUACAGUGCUUUAUCGAGCGGGGAAUCUGUUUCAACGUUUGAAAGACCCACCUAUGAAGACUAUCCAAGUCCCGUACCCACCAGCCCUAGCAGUCCUGGUAGCCCAAAACUUGAUAGUCGAGAUGGAUCGCCCUUGUCAACAUUGAAUGAGCGCGAUGAGCAAGAUGACGCCGCAUUGGCAGAUUCUACCGUCAUCUCCCCCGCUACUUCCCAGGAUUCACAUGCAAAUCCGGCAGAAGCAGAUUCUGAACCUGCACAUGAUUCAAUCGUGGAUAUUCCUGACUCAAACGCAGUAUCAUCGGACGCAAACCCCCAAGAUGUAUCCCUUGUGUCCGAAUCCGGUACCCAAAUCAGAACACACCUUUGCUGGGCAAUCUUAAGUCUUGUAUUAAGCUCUAUCUGCACAUACAUCAUCUCAUGGAGCACAGGGCACCUACUCUCCAUCUUCUCGAGAGAUACCAUUACCAUGGGUGUCUUCCUUUCCAUACGCAACACGAUUUCCAGUCAAGUUCUUGCCAUCGUCGCCGCUAGAGGUGGCAAUGCACGUAUCAUCGUCGGAAGUACAAUCGGAUUAAAUUACUGGCUUCUUCUCGUCUGUUUCCUAUUCGUAGUUGGUAAUCCAAGGGACCACAUGGGAAGACCGAGUCCGGUAGAAUACAUUGUGUUCAUGGGAUCGGCUGCAGCAAUGAUGGGGAUUAUUUUCUUGGGAAAAGUGGAACGGUGGAUGGGUAUCCCGUUGUUUGUGGUGUGGUUGGUUUUCUUUGUUUUUGAGGCUGUUUUGGCGGUUUUGGGGAGGAUUGAAAGAAUUAAGUGA